AUGGCAACCGACACAAUCCCCAUAACUGGGCUCGACGAGCUCACAGCCCACCUCGACGACCUCGUCGCCUCCCCCGAAACCCCCCUCCAACCAAAGAUCGUCGACGACAUUGAGCUCCAACUCACAGAAUCAAACAUCCCGCCCCUCCUUCCAACCCUCCUCCCAAAACUCACAACAAUCCUCAAAACAACCCCCCACGACCCCGCCCCCAUCGUCUCCCUCACAAUAAAACUCCUCUCCCCCGUCCCCUUCACCCAAACCCUCCAGCUCGCCGACGAAUCCUCCCUCAUCUCCGCCCUGCGCUCCCCCGCCCCCUCCGCCAACCUCCUCGCCCUCGCCAUCCUCGAAAAGGCCGCCGCCACCCCCUCCGACGCCGCCAUCCUCUCCCUCAUGCCCAAAGUCGUCCUCGAGCUCCUCCGCCGCUGGCUCUCCUCCCCGCACGUCGAGGUCGGCGAGAAGGCCUCCCGCGUCAUCGGCGACCUCCUCGAGACAGACUGCGAACUGCCCCCGCCCGCCGCCCUCCCGAGCCUCGCAGGCACCGACCUCGUCCGCCGCCGCGCGCCAGGCCAGGGCCGCAUGUGGCGCCGCCUCUUCCACGACCGCGAGCCCCUCGGCCUCGUGCUCGCCCUCGCUCGCGGCGAAGACCCCUCUGAAGACGUGAAGCUGUCCGAGCACCAGCUGUCCCUCGCCCAGGGCCGCAUCCUGCGCGUCCUCCCGCGGCUCGCGAGCCUGAACAUCGUCGAGGUCGGCACGUCGCAGUUCCCCGAGCUGACGGGGUCCAACGACGUCGGGCUGCUGCAGCUCGCGGCGCUGAAGAUGGUUGAUAUGGAGGAUACGCUGAUGCACCUGAGCCUGAUCGACUUCUUCGAGACGCUGGUGAGUGUUAUGAGGGUGGCGGAGCAGUCGCACCGGACACUGGGGAUCCUGCGGGACCUGGUGAGGGAGGCGAGUAAGGACGAUCAGAUGCUGAAGGAGGCGUUGAGGAGUCUGCCGGAUCGGACUGUGCCUGAGGAGUCGGAGCAGUUGAGGACGUUUAUUCGGGACAUCAUGUCUGCACGCGGCUGA
Colletotrichum gloeosporioides is the source of this 1065-nucleotide messenger RNA. RefSeq lists its product as uncharacterized. The transcript is spliced from 2 exons. NCBI's taxonomy places the organism in Eukaryota, Fungi, Ascomycota, Sordariomycetes, Glomerellales, Glomerellaceae. The record is from RefSeq and is a predicted model, not a curated record. The coding region runs from base 1 to 1065 and encodes 354 amino acids.